AUGAUUUUUCAAUAACUAAAAAUUACUUUGCCUCCUAUUGGUGCUCAAGAAAUAGAGAAAUCAAUAUAGAAAAGAAUGGGAGACUGCUUAGAGACACAAUUAGGAUUCGAAUACGAGCCUUUUACUUUUCAAUAUUUAGAAUUACACCCCGAUUUGGUUACUAUUAAAAAUCAAAAAAUCGAACAUCAUCCCAUUGAAAAUUAGAAACAUGUAUAAACAUCAUUGGGAUGCUUUAGUAAAGAAAACAAGAUUCGCAUAUUCUUAUGUGAAAACAUCCAUGUUUUGCAACGAUUAGUGAUUAUAAUGGUGAUUGUAAAUACUAUAGCAUUUUGUUUAUAUGACUAUUAAAUUAGAGAUAGCGUUGAUAAUUUAAGCAGCAGGAACAUAGCUUCGAUAAUAAUUGAAACAAUAUGCAAUGUUUUUUUUGGGAUUGAGAUAAUUAUUCAGUGCAUUUGCUACGGCGCAUUUUUUGGGAAAGGAACAUACCUAAGAAAUAUUUGGAGUUGCCUAAACUUUCUAACUUUCGUUUGUACAUGGUCAAUUUAUUUUGAUUAGUCAAUUACAUUCAUUUAAUUGUUAAGAGUUAUUCGUUUAUUAAGACUAGUGAGGCUUUUGCAAGAAAUUCAAUACUUUAGAGAACAAGUUGAAAAUUUUUUUUCAUGUUUUCUAACAAUUCACACGAUAAUAAUUCCAGUUGUGAUUGUAAUUUUUGGAUUUUCAGUUAUUGGACUACAUUUGUUAAGAGGAGUUACAGGACGUAGAUGUGCCAAAAACGGAAUAAUUGAUUUGAACAUUAGAAGUCUUUGUGGAGAAUGGGAAUGUCCAGAUGGUUACGAAUGUAUUGACCAGUUUCACUCUGAAGAUUUAAAUUAUUUAGACUUUUAUUACGGAUACUACCAUUUCGAUACUAUAUAUGAUUCAUUUUUAAGUGGAUUCAUGUUUUUCAAUGCUACAGGUUGGUCGCCAACGACUUUUUAUUUUUGGAAAGCUGUAACACCUCCUGCUACGGCCAUCUACUUCAUUUUUAUGCUGUUUAUCUUACAUUAUACUUUAUCCGAUCUAUUGUUGGCUACCUUAUAUGAAUCCUUUCUUGUUAGUAGUGCCAUAAAAAAUAGUAUAAAAUCCAAUAAAUCUGAACUAUUCACAUAAAGGAGAAGAACAGUUACUUUAAUUAACAAUUAAAACAAGGCUUAAAUUAAUUUUCAUAAAUUGCACAUGAUUACCUAAAUUUCAUCAUAAAAUAGAGUCACCUUGGUAGCUCCUGCAGAGAUUUUAAGUAAUGAAACUUUGAAGGAAAAAAAUGAAUCUUGUAUUAUUGCUAGAAUUAAACAAUUUGAUUAACUCCUUAUAAUUGCCUCUACGAUUGUACUAUGCGUAGAUCAAGUUGAAAAACGUCACCCAAAAGAAUAUUAUGCAGAUAUGAUAAUGAACUUCUUAAUAAUAUUAUUAACCCUUCUUAAAUUGAUAUUUUUUAAGAAAUCAAGGCGAAAAUUAUACAUUAUAGUAGAUGUAAUCCUAUCACUUGGUUUAAUUAUAGUUAUUAUUUUGGAGUUUUUGAAUUUUCAAAGCAAUGUCUUUAUCAUCAUUAAAGCAUUUAAAGCAUUUAGAGUUAUCAAAUUAAUAUACAAAUUAGAGUACUUUGGAGUAAUUAGAUUGUUGCUUAGAUGUCUAAUAGAAACCAUAAUCAAAAUUAGACAUCUUAUAAUUUUAUGGGUCAUUUUUGCAUUUCUAAUUUCAAUUAUUGGAUAAGAAUUAUUCGCUCAUUAUGUACAAGGAUCAUCUGAAAUUGAAAUACAUUUUAAUGGGAUUGGGAAUUCCUUAAUGGCUGUAUUUAACAUCUUUUACGCAGAAGAAUGGCAUGUGACAAUGUAUCAACAUGCAUUGUAUAAGCCAGUAUCAUCCUUCAUCUUUUUUUUAAUUGUCUUCUUUUUAAGUCAUACUCUUUUUAUGAGGCUAUUACGAGCUUUAUUCUUAAAUGAAUUUGGAAAGAAAUUAAAUGAAUUAGAUCAGAAAUAUCCACAAACCGACUAUUUAUAAAGGGCUUGGCAGUAUAUAAAAACAUCCUGGUUCUAGUAAGAAUCAGCUUAAUCUUCUUCUUAGUCUUAGAACGAGGAUGAUUCAAAAGCCCCUCUUCAAGAGAUCAGUCCAAGUGGAACUUCAAUUAAACCAAAUAUUAGUUAAAGCAAAGGUUAAAUUUAUAAAAGAUUGGUUGAACAUAAGUUAUUUAGAAUUUGCCUUUUGUUAGUUGUGGCUUUAAGUGCUGUGAAAAGUGCUGUACAAAAUCCUCUAACUGAUCCUCAUAGUCAAGAAAAGAUGAUUUUGGAUGUUAUUCAAUAUGUUACAACAGCAAUCUUCAUGAUUGAACUUGUUCUUAAUUGUGUGGCCUAUGGGAUCAUUAAAUUCAUAAGUUAAUCGUUUCUUAACAUACUGUCUAUAAUAAAUAUUAUCGUGAAUAUAAUCUCUAUAGGAUUGGGAAACCCUCCCCUGUUUAUUUUGACUCUAUUUGAUUCUCUCAGGGUGCUUUCGUUUUUAAAAACCGGUGCGGAUUAAUACCCUAUUUUAAAAUAAGCAGUGCAAGCCUUAUUUAACGCUUUUACUAAGAUGAUUUAGUUAGCUCUAUUUAGUCUUCUAAUUUUAUUAAUGUACAGUCUAAUUGGAAUGCAAUUGUUAAAUGACGAAUUCUAUUAUUGCAGUCUUCCAGAUGGCAAUGCAUCAAGAUUGCAUUUAAAAUCUAAGAUUGAUUGUUUUGACAUCGGAGGGAGUUGGAUAAACCAAAAUCUAAAUUUUGACACUUUAUUUGAAUCAAUAAAUCUCUUAUUUUGUGUUGCAACAUCAGAAGAGUGGAUUCCUUUGAUGACGCCUGCAUGGAAAGCUGCCGGGAUCGAUCAACAACCACAUCAUGACACCAACAGAUAUUGGUCGAUUUAUUAUUAAAUGUUUUUCUUUAUUGGAAAUACUUUAGUGUUGGGAAUGUUUGUCACUUUAGUUGUUGAAACCUACAUAAAAACGAGAGAAGAAUCACAGAAUCUACAUUUACUGGAUGACAAAUAAAGGGAAUGGUUUCAGAUCAAAGAAUAAAUAUUAAAUUUAAAGCCAAAGAAGAAAUUUAAGCCUCCCACGAUAUUUAUUUUAAAUAUCUUCUAUAGGUUGAAUUAGUUUUUGUAGAUUCCAUUUUUAAUCGUUAUAUUAAGCAACAUCAUUAUAUUGAGUUUAUACUAUGCAAGAAUGGGAGCAGAAUAUGAAUAAGCUUUGGACUAAGUCAAUUAGAUUUUCAUCUUUAUUCAACUAUUUGAAAUACUAAUAACUACAGUAUAGGUUACAGAUUUCAAGUUUAAAAUUUAUGAAAUUUGUGGAAUACUCUUAAGUGUGGUUUCUAGCUUUUUAGACUAUCAUAUUCUUCAUGUAGUUUCAGUGGCAUUCCAAGUUACCAGAAUUUACAAGCUAACUUAGCAUUUCAAGACAAUUUAACAUUUGUUCCAUGCCAUAUUUGCAGUAUUGCCUAAUACAGCCUCAAUGCUUUUCAUUAUGCUAGUAGUCCUAUAUUGUUACACCAUUGUCUCUUGUGAUUUAUUUGCUUAUUUGCGUCCUUAAACAUCAGUCAAUGGAUUUGAUAUGCACUUUAGGGAUUUCUGGGGUGCACUUAUGACUCUAAUUAAAGUAUCGACAGGAGAGAAGUGGUGGAUUGUAAUGCAGGAAACUACAUUAGAAUAAUCGCCAGCUGUAGCUUGCAUAAAUAUUGAAUCAUAUGAAGAAUUUCAAGAGAUUGGAUUUAAUGGGUGUGGGUCAAACCUUUCUUACCCAUUUUUUAUUUCGUUUAUUCUUGUAUUCUCACUAAUGAUUUUGAAUCUAUUGGUCGCAAACAUCAUAGGAGCAUAUGAACAAUAUCAUAAAAGUGAAUAGAGUGCCAUAUCCAAAUAUUAAUUAUUAGAUGUGAUUGAAUUGUGGUCAUAGUUUGACGAAGAUGGAGAAGGGUUCAUAAGUUAUAAACUCUUUUGGAGGUUGUCAUCUUAGAUAGCUAUAAUCUUUGGCUUAGAGUAAUCAGAUUUGUUGGAUGUCAAUAAUAAGAAGAAGUUCUUAAAGGCUUUGAAGAUUCCAAUUUAUGAAUUAGUAGACUCUAAUGUCCUUUGCUACAGGUUUCAUGAUGUGAUUGUGAGUUUGACUCGGAUUUCUGUUACCAUCAAAUACGGAGUAGUUAAUUUGGAACCUGUAGAUAAGGAUAUCCAUUAAAAGGUCUAUGGUAAUAAAUAUUCUCAAGUGGAACCAAAGUUUAGGGAAACAACAUUGAAUAGCGGAGAUAUGGUGUCUAUCAUCUUUAUUUAGCAAAAGUUUAGGGAGUGGAAGCAGAGAUCACUUUUAAAAAAUACCAUUUUUUUAGGAGGAAUAGGAGACUAUCGUAGUUUAAUCAAAAUUAAAUCAAAAACACUAAGUGAAAAAAUACAUUAAUAAAUGAAUAAUGAAAAUUGA
Paramecium tetraurelia is the source of this 4464-nucleotide messenger RNA. RefSeq lists its product as uncharacterized. The transcript is spliced from 7 exons. Gene Ontology annotation, molecular function: voltage-gated sodium channel activity. Gene Ontology annotation, biological process: transmembrane transport; monoatomic ion transport. Lineage: Eukaryota; Ciliophora; Oligohymenophorea; Peniculida; Parameciidae. The record is from RefSeq and is a predicted model, not a curated record. Gene Ontology annotation, cellular component: plasma membrane; voltage-gated sodium channel complex.